Molecule: messenger RNA, 435 nt
Organism: Daphnia carinata
Lineage: Eukaryota; Metazoa; Arthropoda; Branchiopoda; Diplostraca; Daphniidae
Exons: 1
Coding region: 1-435 (144 amino acids)
Source: RefSeq, a predicted model, not a curated record
AUGUCCGACUGCAACCCUAAACUUGUACCAGCCGAACCAGGUGUUCGCCUUAGUGCCGACAUGAAUCCACAAAAUUCAGACGAGGAAGAAAUUAUGGCCAAAGUUCCCUAUCGCGAGGCCAUUGGCUCACUUAUGUAUUUAAUGGUAAUGACGCGUCCUGAUAUUGCCUUUGCGGUGAGCCAAGUAGCUCAAGACUCAGAGAAACCAGGACCACACCACUGGAAUGCAGUCAAAAGAAUUCUUUCCUAUCUGUCUAGCACCAUCCACUACGGACUUUGCUUCGGCCAAAAGAAUUCUCUGGUACUAACUGGCUUCACCGAUGCAGUUUACGCUGGCGACACCAACAGACGGCGAUCGACAACUGGCUAUCUAUUCUUACUGAACGGAGGGCCGAUUGUAUGGUCAAGCCGACGUAAAACAUGUACGGCCCUCUGA